Molecule: messenger RNA, 1458 nt
Organism: Zygotorulaspora mrakii
Lineage: Eukaryota; Fungi; Ascomycota; Saccharomycetes; Saccharomycetales; Saccharomycetaceae
Gene: PTR2
Product: Ptr2p
Exons: 1
Coding region: 1-1458 (485 amino acids)
Biological process (GO): transmembrane transport; oligopeptide transport
Cellular component (GO): plasma membrane; fungal-type vacuole
Molecular function (GO): tripeptide transmembrane transporter activity; dipeptide transmembrane transporter activity
Source: RefSeq, a predicted model, not a curated record
AUGCAGAACAGCCCAGCAGACUCGCCACCGGGUUUCUUGAACUUGAAAUCGCAGGGUGCCACAGGUCUUUCGUAUUUUUUCCAAUUUUGGUGCUACGUGACGCCAGUUUUUGGUGGCUGGUUGGCCGACACGUAUCUGGGGAAAUAUUCUACCAUCUGCUGGGGAACGGGUAUUUACGUUAUAGGUAUUUUGGUUCUUUUUGUGACGUCUAUUCCUAGCAUCACCACUCAGAAUGCAGCGGUUGGCGGGUUUAUUACUUCUAUUAUUCUAAUUGGUAUUGCAACCGGUUUGAUUAAGGCGAAUCUUUCUGUGUUGAUCGCAGAUCAAUUCCCAAAAACCGGUCCGAAGAUCAUCACUAAGAAGAAUGGUAAAAAAGUUAUUGAAGAUCCUAAUAUCACUAUUCAAAAUGUCUUCAUGUUCUUCUACUUAAUGAUCAACGUUGGUUCCCUAUCGGUCAUUGCAACCACAGAACUGGAGCUGCACGUUGGGUUUUGGGCUGCUUAUCUGUUGCCAUUCUGCUUCUUCUGGAUAGCUGUAAUUGUUUUGGCCGUUGGUAGAAAUCAGUACGUUAAACCUCCAAUCGGUGAUAAAGUUAUCUCAAAAUGUUUCAAGGUUAUGUAUAUCGUUUCCAAGAAUAAAUUCAAUUUCGAUGCAGCCAAGCCAAGCUAUAAUCCUGAAGUUGCAUUUCCAUGGAGUGACAAGUUUGUUGAUGAAAUCAAGAGAGCGCUGGGUGCUUGUAAAGUUUUCUGCUUCUACCCCAUUUACUGGGUCUGCUAUGGACAAAUGCUAAACACAUUCGUCAGUGUUGGUGGCACAAUGGAGUUACAUGGAUUACCUAAUGAUUUUUUCCAAGCAAUUGAUUCUAUAGCGUUGAUCGUUUUUAUUCCAAUCUGUGAGUACUUUUUAUAUCCGUUGAUUAGAAAAUUCACACCAUUGAGACCAAUCACAAAAAUAUUUCUCGGCUUCAUGUUUGGUGCAGCAGCAAUGGUAUGGGCUGCAGUUCUUCAACAUUUCAUUUACAAAGCAGGACCUUGUUAUGAUCACCCAUUAUCUUGUGACACGCCAAACAGAAUACACGUUGCUUGGCAAGUUCCUGCAUACGUUCUAAUUGCUUUCUCUGAGAUUUUUGCCUCUAUUACCGGUUUGGAAUACGCUUAUUCAAAGGCGCCAGUUACAAUGAAAUCUUUCAUCAUGGCUCUGUUCUUGCUAACCAACGCUUUUGGUUCAGCGCUUGGCUGUGCUAUUUCUCCAGUUGUGGUUGACCCCAAAUUUGUUUGGAUGUACACUGGCCUGGGUGUUGCCUGUUUCAUUGCUGGUUGGCUAUUCUGGUUCUGCUUCAAGCACUACAACAAGACUGAAGAAGCUCUAAAUGCUAUGGAUUACGAUAGUGAUGAGCUGAUGUUGAAGAAACUUGAUGACUCAAAACUUGAGGCAAGCACCAGCUCAUCAUCUGCUUGA